Messenger RNA from Coregonus sp. 'balchen', 28230 nucleotides. Lineage: Eukaryota; Metazoa; Chordata; Actinopteri; Salmoniformes; Salmonidae. The record is from the annotation of a GenBank genome assembly.
CUCCUCGCUGGUCAUGUGUUCCCGGGAUGACCGAUUACUCCGGACGGUGCAUUCAAACUGUGGACAACAGUCAUCGAAAGUAGCUGCUCUGAGGACGAGGAAGUCUCCACCGUUUUACUUAAUAGGUUAACGGGGGAAACCUAUAUUAUUUACCUAUAGAAACAUACAUGAAAUAGUUGAACCUCUCCAACCAGAACAAUGAUUUCCCCGUGGGACCGCUGGUAUACCACUAGCUGCUGCCUCUGCUGCCAUGUUCGGACGGGCACCGUUAUCCUGGGGAUAUGGUAUAUGGUAGGAGAAAUCAUUUUAUUACUAUAAUAUAAGCUAUAAAAGUAGGCUACUGUGAAAUGCGCCUAUGGCCGGGCCGAUUGUGAAUCAUGUCACGGAAUGUGUUGUGUUGUCAUUCUCAACAAAGGAAAGAAUAAAUGAUACAUAUUGAAAGCCUUCUCUCGUCGUUCAGCGGUCGGCAGUGGCACGGUUCUUCAGUCUUCAUUGCAAUAUCAUUGGCCAUUUGUCAUGUCCUUCACAAAGCCACAGUGUAUUGGGUUACGGUUGUCAUGUAUCAAUUUACUUUCACCAAGUAGCCGCUAGAAUGUUCCAGUCCAGAUCUGAUACAUUUUAUCAACCGAUAUCAUUUUGGAUUUAUUGAGCAGCGUCCAUGACGUCGACAUUUUAUUUGUAAUUUCUCCAACAUGUCAAUAAUCGUUUGAGCUAUUGUCGGAGUUGACUUCUGUUUUUAGAAAGAGGAUUGUUCAUACGUCUUAAAAUAGCUCUGGUGGAGAUCAACAUUAAAGCAGUCUCCGUGCACAGUUUGCUAUGUUGUUGAUGUAACGUUGUACUCUGGACGAAAAAAGUAUCCAAACAAAUCCACUGACACAGAUCCGAUAAAGACAUGGAGACAUCUUCUAGAUGAUCUUUAAUUCACUGUACUGUUCCUUUGCCACCACAACGUACUGCAGUCCCACUGGGUAAAUGAUGGCUGAACGAACGUUGUUUCCAUGUCAUUUCAACAACAACAACAAAUCAAUGUGAUGACGUUAAUCAACGUGGAAAACUGAUUGGAUUUACAAAAAGUCAUCAACAUAAAGACAUUUCGUCUUUUUUUCCACCUAACUUUUACCUAAAAUCCAAUAACAUGGUGCAAUUUUUUGUUGAUUUCAAGUUAGUUUACAACUCAAACACAUUUUUAUAAAAACUAGAUGUUGAGCUGACCUCUGUGCCCGGUGGGGUGAUGUUGAGCUGACCUCUGUGCCCGGUGGGGUGAUGUUGAGCUGACCUCUGUGCCCGGUGGGGUGAUGUUGAGCUGACCUCUGUGCCCGGUGGGGUGAUGUUGAGCUGACCUCUGCCCGGUGGGGUGAUGUUGAGCUGACCUCUGUGCCCGGUGGGGUGAUGUUGAGUUGACCUCUGUGCCCGGUGGGGUGAUGUUGAGCUGACCUCUGUGCCCGGUGGGGUGAUGUUGAGCUGACCUCUGCCCGGUGGGGUGAUGUUGAGCUGACCUCUGCCCGGUGGGGUGAUGUUGAGCUGACCUCUGUGCCCGGUGGGGUGAUGUUGAGCUGACCUCUGCCCGGUGGGGUGAUGUUGAGCUGACCUCUGUGCCCGGUGGGGUGAUGUUGAGCUGACCUCUGUGCCCGGUGGGGUGAUGUUGAGCUGACCUCUGCCCGGUGGGGUGAUGUUGAGCUGACCUCUGUGCCCGGUGGGGUGAUUGUUGAGCUGACCUCUGUGCCCGGUGGGGUGAUGUUGAGCUGACCUCUGUGCCCGGUGGGGUGAUGUUGAACUGACCUCUGUGCCCGGUGGGGUGAUGUUGAGCUGACCUCUGUGCCCGGUGGGGUGAUGUUGAGCUGACCUCUGUGCCCGGUGGGGUGAUGUUGAGCUGACCUCUGUGCCCGGUGGGGUGAUGUUGAACUGACCUCUGCCCGGUGGGGUGAUGUUGAGCUGACCUCUGCCCGGUGGGGUGAUGUUGAGCUGACCUCUGCCCGGUGGGGUGAUGUUGAGCUGACCUCUGUGCCCGGUGGGGGUGAUGUUGAGCUGACCUCUGUGCCCGGUGGGGUGAUGUUGAACUGACCUCUGCCCGGUGGGGUGAUGUUGAGCUGACCUCUGCCCGGUGGGGUGAUGUUGAGCUGACCUCUGCCCGGUGGGGUGAUGUUGAGCUGGACCUCUGCCCGGUGGGGUGAUGUUGAGCUGACCUCUGCCCGGUGGGGUGAUGUUGAGCUGACCUCUGCCCGGUGGGGUGAUGUUGAGUUGACCUCUGCCCCGGGUGGGGUGAUGUUGAGCUGACCUCUGCCCGGUGGGGUGAUGUUGAGCUGACCUCUGCCCGGUGGGGUGAUGUUGAGCUGACCUCUGCCGGUGGGGUGAUGUUGAGCUGACCUCUGCCCGGUGGGGUGAUGUUGAGCUGACCUCUGCCCGGUGGGGUGAUGUUGAGCUGACCUCUGUGCCCGGUGGGGUGAUGUUGAGCUGACCUCUGUGCCCGGUGGGGGUGAUGUUGAGCUGACCUCUGUGCCCGGUGGGGUGAUGUUGAACUGACCUCUGUGCCCGGUGGGGUGAUGUUGAGCUGACCUCUGUGCCCGGUGGGGUGAUGUUGAGCUGACCUCUGUGCCCGGUGGGGUGAUGUUGAACUGACCUCUGCCCGGUGGGGUGAUGUUGAGCUGACCUCUGCCCGGUGGGGUGAUGUUGAGCUGACCUCUGCCCGGUGGGGUGAUGUUGAGCUGACCUCUGUGCCCGGUGGGGUGAUGUUGAGCUGACCUCUGUGCCCGGUGGGGUGAUGUUGAGCUGACCUCUGUGCCCGGUGGGGUGAUGUUGAACUGACCUCUGCCCGGUGGGGUGAUGUUGAGCUGACCUCUGCCCGGUGGGGUGAUGUUGAGCUGACCUCUGCCCGGUGGGGUGAUGUUGAGCUGACCUCUGUGCCCGGUGGGGUGAUGUUGAGCUGACCUCUGUGCCCGGUGGGGUGAUGUUGAACUGACCUCUGCCCGGUGGGGUGAUGUUGAGCUGACCUCUGCCCGGUGGGGUGAUGUUGAGCUGACCUCUGCCCGGUGGGGUGAUGUUGAGCUGACCUCUGCCCGGUGGGGUGAUGUUGAGCUGACCUCUGCCCGGUGGGGUGAUGUUGAGUUGACCUCUGCCCGGUGGGGUGAUGUUGAGCUGACCUCUGCCCGGUGGGGUGAUGUUGAGCUGACCUCUGCCCGGUGGGGUGAUGUUGAGCUGACCUCUGCCCGGUGGGGUGAUGUUGAGCUGACCUCUGCCCGGUGGGGUGAUGUUGAGCUGACCUCUGCCCGGUGGGGUGAUGUUGAGCUGACCUCUGCCCGGUGGGGUGAUGUUGAGCUGACCUCUGCCCGGUGGGGGUGAUGUUGAGCUGACCUCUGCCCGGUGGGGUGAUGUUGAGCUGACCUCUGCCCGGUGGGGUGAUGUUGAGCUGACCUCUGUGCCCGGUGGGGUGAUGUUGAGCUGACCUCUGUGCCCGGUGGGGUGAUGUUGAGCUGACCUCUGCCCAGUGGGGUGAUGUUGAGCUGACCUCUGCCCGGUGGGGUGAUGUUGAGCUGACCUCUGCCCGGUGGGGUGAUGUUGAGCUGACCUCUGCCCGGUGGGGUGAUGUUGAGCUGACCUCUGCCCGGUGGGGUGAUGUUGAGCUGACCUCUGCCCGGUGGGGUGAUGUUGAGCUGACCUCUGCCCGGUGGGGUGAUGUUGAGCUGACCUCUGCCCGGUGGGGUGAUGUUGAGCUGACCUCUGCCCGGUGGGGUGAGCCUACUGGAGCUGUUCAGCAGUGUCAGUCUACAGAGCUGCCAGCUCUCAUUGGCCUUGAGACACACAUUUUACCCUCUUCUCAAGCUCUCAGGGCACACAUUUUACCCUCUUCUCAAGCUCUCAGGGCACACAUUUUAUAUCUCACAAGGGGCGCAACUUUCACUGGGGACGGGGACAUGCCCCCCCCCCCCCCACACACAUUCUGAAAUUGCAUCCCUCCCCGUUUUAUCAUUGGAAUGUAAUACAAAACGAGGCAACGGUGUGCUUUAGGACCAUGCGGAAGCCUCCGAGCAGUCGGGCUGUUUGGAGUGUUUAUCCGGCUGGAGAAAAAUAUAAAUAAUUAUUAUCCCCCCCCCCCCCCCACUUCUAAUACCAAAGUUGCGCCCCUGUAUCUCACGCAUUGAAAAGUACUGCUUUUAUUUUUCUAAUUAGUCCGUUAGUCAGCUCGUUAACUUUUCAACUACGCUCCAAAUCGUUUUGAAAUUGGACCAUCUGCGCCUGCAAUUUAACGUCACAAUCUGAACCUAUAUUAUUGUCCUGUCUUGCCCCAGCACUGGGAACAGUGGCACGUUGAAGCAUAUGAUAGGUCUAGUUAUGUAAGGGAUCAAGGGGAUUGGAUGCAUGUUUUAAAGAACCGCUCCUCAAGAUUAGAGUGGUGCUGAAUGGAGAGACAACGGGGUGUUUCUCAAAAUGCAUACUACCGUGCUCCGAGCAAGGGAGGGUCGGAGUAUGAGUCCAAAUCAAAGUGUGCGAAACGUAGCACGGAGGGCACUUCUCGAAUGCGUACUCCGUUUGUACUUAUGUUGACUCAUGCAUUGAUACAAGCUUCAACGGAAAGUAUAGGUCAUAAGCCCAUAGUAAGUCAAUAUAGCUAACUGGCUAGCUACUAUUGUUAGCUAGCCAGAUGGCCACGAAUAAUUGUUAGGGAGCUACCCAUUAAGAAUUGACAUCUACCUUGGACAACAUUGGUUUUAGGUCAUUUUAGCCUGUUAUACUAUCUGUUUAGCUACAUUUAUUACGAUUCACAUAUAGCUAGCUGGUAGUUAUGAAGUAAAACAUUUGCUUUGUGUAUAUCUUGUUUCGUCUCUAUUGCCAUUGUCCUGGCUAGAAGAAGGAAGGUUCAGUGAAUGGGUAAAUCCAUAGAUAAUAAUAAUAUGCCAUUUAUCCAAAGCGACUUACAGUCAUGCGUGCAUACAUUUUUUUUUGUGUAUGGGUGGUCCCGGGGAUCAAACCCACUACCUUAGCGUUACAAGCGCCGUGCUCUACCAGCUGAGCUAUAGAGGACCACAGCCAAUCAGGUUGGCCGUUUGUGUAUCUGAUUCUUGAGAUCUGAGUUUUAAUGAACCUGAUCCUGUCCAUUGAAGCAAAACACUUUUGAUGUGAAGGUGGAUGCUGUAUAUAACAACUAUCAUUUUAUUUCAACUAUUUUACGAACUUUGCUUGUACAAAGAUUUCUGAUUGAGGCCUUUUUCUCCUCGGGCCGCUCGUGAACUGUGGCCUACACCUUUUUGGAGUGGAGCGCGCCGAGUCAGGAGCGUCUGUCUGCGCGCAAGGCCUGCUACGUGAGCACAGGUGUGCACUGAAGGCUAGGAGCGGAGAAGCGGUUGCUGGAUUUAUGGUCUCAAACUGGUCUUGAAUGUACAAAAAACAAAAUGCAUGACCUUUACCAGAGCUAGCAUUGUCACAUCUGGUGGCUUAUCCACUGAAAAAGUGUCAUCCUACACAUACCCAGGUAUAUAGUUGGAUGACAAGUUGUCCUUUAAAGUUCAUAUGGAUAAUCUUGUGAGGAAGCUUAAAUUAAAAUUGUGUUUUUGUUUUUGUAAUAAGGCCUGCUUCCCGCUUAUGGCUAUUAAGAAGCUUGAUCAGGCUUUUCUCUCUGUAAUUGAUUAUGGUGAUGUCACAUUGUAUAAUAAUAUAUAAUAUGCCAUUUAGCAGACGCUUUUAUCCAAAGCGACUUACAGUCAUGCGUGCAUACAUUUUUUUUUUUUGUGUAUGGGUGGUCCCGGGGAUCGAACCCACUACCUUGGCGUUACAAGCGCCGUGCUCUACCAGCUGAACUACAGAGGACCACAGAUUAGAAGACAGGAACAGGAAUACGUAUUAGGGGUUUGAUUUACUCCACCCAACACAAACACAUGUGCGUAUAUAUACAAAAGGGAUGUAACCCAAACAAAGAGCGAGGUGUAACCUCUACACAAUACACGGGACGAGACCCGUAACCAACCAGAGCACAAUACACGGGACCAACAGACAUGGGAAAAUAAUCGACAAGGACAAUGGGGAACAGAGGGCACAUAUAUACAGUGGGGAGAACAAGUAUUUGAUACACUGCCGAUUUAGCAAGUAUUCCUACUUACAAAGCAUGUAGAGGUCUGUAAUUUUUAUCAUAGGUACACUUCAACUGUGAGAGACUGAAUCUAAAACAAAAAUCCAGAAAAUCACAUUGUAUGAUUUUUAAGUAAUUAAUUUGCCUUUUAUUGCAUGACAUAAGUAUUCGAUCACCUACCAACCAGUAAGAAUUCCGGCUCUCACAGACCUGUUAGUUUUUCUUUAAGAAGCCCUCCUGAUCUCCACUCAUUACCUGUAUUAACUGCACCUGUUUGAACUCGUUACCUGUAUAAAAGACACCUGUCCAUACACUCAAUCAAACAGACUCCAACCUCUCCACAAUGGCCAAGACCAGAGAGCUGUGUAAGGACAUCAGGGAUAAAAUUGUAGACCUGCACAAGGCUGGGAUGGGCUACAGGACAAUAGGCAAGCAGCUUGGUGAGAAGGCAACAACUGUUGGCGCAAUUAUUAGAAAAUGGAAGAAGUUCAAGAUGACGGUCAAUCACCCUCGGUUUGCCAAUCACCAUCUGGAUGAUCCAGAGGAGGAAUGGGAGAAGGUCAUGUGGUCUGAUGAAACCAAAAUAUAACUUUUUGGUAAAAACUCAACCCGUCGUGUUUGGAGGACAAAGAAUGCUGAGUUGCAUCCAAAGAACACCAUACCUACUGUGAAGCAUGGGGGUGGAAACAUCAUGCUUUGGGGCUGUUUUUCUGCAAAGGGACCAGGACGACUGAUCCGUGUAAAGGAAAGAAUGAAUGGGGCCAUGUAUCGUGAGAUUUUGAGUGAAAACCUCCUUCCAUCAGCAAGGGCAUUGAAGAUGAAACGUGGCUGGGUCUUUCAGCAUGACAAUGAUACCAAACACACCGCCCGGGCAACGAAGGAGUGGCUUCGUAAGAAGCAUUUCAAGGUCCUGGAGUGGCCUAGCCAGUCUCCAGAUCUCAACCCCAUAGAAAAUCUUUGGAGGGAGUUGAAAGUCUGUGUUGCCCAGCGACAGCCCCAAAACAUCACUGCUCUAGAGGAGAUCUGCAUGGAGGAAUGGGCCAAAAUACCAGCAACAGUGUGUGAAAACCUUGUGAAGACUUACAGAAAAUGUUUGACCUGUGUCAUUGCCAACAAAGGGUAUAUAACAAAGUAUUGAGAAACUUUUGUUAUUGACCAAAUACUUAUUUUCCACCAUAAUUUGCAAAUAAUUUCAUAAAAAAUCCUACAAUGUGAUUUUCUGGAUUUUUUUUCUCAUUUUGUCUGUCAUAGUUGACGUGUACCUAUGAUGAAAAUGACAGGCCUCUCUCAUCUUGUUAAGUGGGAGAACUUGCACAAUUGAUGGCUGACUAAAUACUUUUUUUCCCCACUGUAACUGGUGAACUGUUAAUCUACUAAAGGUAAUCAUUCUCAGGCUUCCAUUCGGUAAAGUAUUGGGUCCUAAAAUAGUAAUCCAGCUAUUCUAAAUGAUGUUCCUCUCCUCCAGCUCAUCAAUGCAGUGGUUCUCCUCAUCCUACUAUCGGCCCUGAACAACCCGAUCCAGUACGGCUACCUCCUUACCAACGCUGAGCUGGGAUCAGACUUGGAUGUCAUGGAUGAUGCUAGUAAGUCUUAUUAUUACUGGGAUGAUGUCAUGGAUGAUGCUAGUAAGUCUUAUUAUUACUGGGAUGAUGUCAUGGAUGAUGUUAGUAAGUCUUAUUAUUACUGGGAUGAUGUCAUGGAUGAUGUUAGUAAGUCUUAUUAUUACUGGGAUGAUGUCAUGGAUGAUGUUAGUAAGUCUUAUUAUUACUGGGAUGAUGUCAUGGAUGAUGCUAGUAAGUCUUAUUAUUACUGGGAUGAUGUCAUGGAUGAUGUUAGUGAGUCUUAUUAUUACUGGGAUGAUGUCAUGGAUGAUGCUAGUAAGUCUUAUUAUUACUGGGAUGAUGUCAUGGAUGAUGUUAGUAAGUCUUAUUAUUACUGGGAUGAUGUCAUGGAUGAUGUUAGUAAGUCUUAUUAUUACUGGGAUGAUGUCAUGGAUGAUGUUAGUAAGUCUUAUUAUUACUGGGAUGAUGUCAUGGAUGAUGCUAGUAAGUCUUAUUAUUACUGGGAUGAUGUCAUGGAUGAUGUUAGUGAGUCUUAUUAUUACUGGGAUGAUGUCAUGGAUGAUGCUAGUAAGUCUUAUUAUUACUAGGAUGAUGUCAUGGAUGAUGUUAGUGAGUCUUAUUAUUACUGGGAUGAUGUCAUGGAUGUUGUUAGUAAGUCUUAUUAUUACUGGGAUGAUGUCAUGGAUGAUGUUAGUAAGUCUUAUUAUUACUGGGAUGAUGUUAGUAAGUCUUAUUAUUACUGGGAUGAUGUCAUGGAUGAUGUUAGUAAGUCUUAUUAUUACUGGGAUGAUGUCAUGGAUGAUGUUAGUGUGUCUUAUUAUUACUGGGGUGAUGUCAUGGAUGAUGUUAGUAAGUCUUAUUAUUACUGGGAUGAUGUCAUGGAUGAUGUUAGUAAGUCUUAUUAUUACUGGGAUGAUGUCAUGGAUGAUGUUAGUAAGUCUUAUUAUUACUGGGAUGAUGUCAUGGAUGAUGCUAGUAAGUCUUAUUAUUACUGGGAUGAUGUCAUGGAUGAUGUUAGUAAGUCUUAUUAUUACUGGGAUGAUGUCAUGGAUGAUGUUAGUAAGUCUUAUUAUUACUGGGAUGAUGUUAGUAAGUCUUAUUAUUACUGGGAUGAUGUCAUGGAUGAUGUUAGUAAGUCUUAUUAUUACUGGGAUGUUGUCAUGGAUGAUGUUAGUAAGUCUUGCUAUUACUGGGAUGAUGUCAUGGAUGAUGUUAGUAAGUCUUAUUAUUACUGGGAUGAUGUCAUGGAUGUUGUUAGUAAGUCUUAUUAUUACUGGGAUGAUGUCAUGGAUGAUGUUAGUAAGUCUUGCUAUUACUGGGAUGAUGUCAUGGAUGAUGUUAGUAAGUCUUAUUAUUACUGGGAUGAUGUCAUGGAUGAUGUUAGUAAGUCUUAUUAUUACUGGGAUGAUGUCAUGGAUGAUGUUAGUAAGUCUUAUUAUUACUGGGAUGAUGUCAUGGAUGAUGUUAGUAAGUCUUGCUAUUACUGGGAUGAUGUCAUGGAUGAUGUUAGUAAGUCUUACUAUUACUGGGAUGAUGUCAUGGAUGAUGUUAGUAAGUCUUAUUAUUACUGGGAUGAUGUCAUGGAUGAUGUUAGUAAGUCUUAUUAUUACUGGGAUGAUGUCAUGGAUGAUGUUAGUAAGUCUUGCUAUUACUGGGAUGAUGUCAUGGAUGAUGUUAGUAAGUCUUAUUAUUACUGGGAUGAUGUCAUGGAUGAUGUUAGUAAGUCUUAUUAUUACUGGGAUGAUGUCAUGGAUGAUGUUAGUAAGUCUUAUUAUUACUGGGAUGAUGUCAUGGAUGAUGUUAGUGUGUCUUAUUAUUACUGGGAUGAUGUCAUGGAUGAUGUUAGUAAGUCUUAUUAUUACUGGGAUGAUGUCAUGGAUGAUGUUAGUAAGUCUUAUUAUUACUGGGAUGAUGUCAUGGAUGAUGUUAGUAAGUCUUAUUAUUUCUGGGAUGAUGUCAUGGAUGACGUUAGUAAGUGCAGGACAUUGUUUGUGAGGCAUGAUGUCUUGUUAUGAGAACCAACUAGAAGCACAGACAGAGAUUGUUUGGUCCUACAUGUUAUGACACACUAAUAACUGAUGAUAGCAACAGAGGUGUUUUGGUCCUACAUGUCUUUAAAAUACAAUUGUCUGAUAUGGUCAUUUCUUAUCAAGAUCAAGGGGUAACAAAUCCCUGGACAGUCCAUAUUUGAAAUGUGUAACUAAAUCAAGUAAAUCAUUAUAUAUUAUUUAACUAGGCAAGUCAGUUAAUAAACAAAUUCUUAUUUACAAUGACGGCCUACUUGUAAAGCCCCCCUGGCCAAACCCUCCCCUAACCCGGACGACACUGGGCCAAACCCUCCCCUCCCCUAACGACGCUGGGCCAAACCCUCCCCUAACCCGGACGACGCUGGGCCAAACCCUCCCCUAACCCGGACGACGCUGGGCCAAACCCUCCCCUAACCCGGACGACGCUGGGCGAAACCCUCCCCUAACCCGGACGACGCUGGGCCAAACCCUCCCCUAACCCGGACGACGCUGGGCCCAACCCUCCCCUAACCUGGACGACGCUGGGCCAAACUCUCCCCUAACCCGGACGACGCUGGGCCAAACCCUCCCCUCCCCUAACGACGCUGGGCCAAACCCUCCCCUAACCCGGACGACGCUGGGCCCAACCCUCCCCUAACCUGGACGACGCUGGGCCAAACCCUCCCCUAACCCGGACGACACUGGGCCAAACCCUCCCCUCCCCUAACGACGCUGGGCCAAACCCUCCCCUAACCCGGACGACGCUGGGCCCAACCCUCCCCUAACCUGGACGACGCUGGGCCAAACCCUCCCCUCCCCUAACGACGCUGGGCCAAACCCUCCCCUCCCCUAACGACGCUGGGCCAAACCCUCCCCUCCCCUAACGACGCUGGGCCAAACCCUCCCCUAACCCGGACGACACUGGGCCAAACCCUCCCCUAACCCGGACGACACUGGGCCAAACCCUCCCCUAACCCGGACGACACUGGGCCAAACCCUCCCCUAACCCGGACGACGCUGGGCCAAACCCUCCCCUAACCCGGACGACGCUGGGCCAAACCCUCCCCUAACCCGGACGACGCUGGGCCAAACCCUCCCCUAACCCGGACGACGCUGGGGCCAACUCUCCCCUAACCCGGACGACGCUGGGCCAAACCCUCCCCUCCCCUAACGACGCUGGGCCAAACCCUCCCCUAACCCGGACGACGCUGGGCCAAACCCUCCCCUAACCCGGACGUCGCUGGGCCAAACCCUCCCCUCCCCUAACGACGCUGGGCCAAACUCUCCCCUAACCCGGACGACGCUGGGCCAAACCCUCCCCUCCCCUAACGACGCUGGGCCAAACCCUCCCCUAACCCGGACGACGCUGGGCCCAACCCUCCCCUAACCUGGACGACGCUGGGCCAAACCCUCCCCUAACCCGGACGACACUGGGCCAAACCCUCCCCUCCCCUAACGACGCUGGGCCAAACCCUCCCCUAACCCGGACGACGCUGGGCCCAACCCUCCCCUAACCUGGACGACGCUGGGCCAAACCCUCCCCUCCCCUAACGACGCUGGGCCAAACCCUCCCCUCCCCUAACGACGCUGGGCCAAACCCUCCCCUCCCCUAACGACGCUGGGCCAAACCCUCCCCUAACCCGGACGACACUGGGCCAAACCCUCCCCUAACCCGGACGACACUGGGCCAAACCCUCCCCUAACCCGGACGACGCUGGGCCAAACCCUCCCCUAACCCGGACGACGCUGGGCCAAACCCUCCCCUAACCCGGACGACGCUGGGCCAAACCCUCCCCUAACCCGGACGACGCUGGGCCAAACCCUCCCCUAACCCGGACGACGCUGGGGCCAACUCUCCCCUAACCCGGACGACGCUGGGCCAAACCCUCCCCUCCCCUAACGACGCUGGGCCAAACCCUCCCCUAACCCGGACGAUGCUGGGCCAAACCCUCCCCUAACCCGGACGACGCUGGGCCAAACCCUCCCCUCCCCUAACGACGCUGGGCCAAAACCCUCCCCUAACCCGGACGACACUGGGCCAAACCCUCCCCUCCCCUAACGACGCUGGGCCAAACCCUCCCCUAACCCGGACGACGCUGGGCCAAACCCUCCCCUAACGACGCUGGGCCAAACCCUCCCCUAACCCGGACGACGCUGGGCCAAACCCUCCCCUAACGACGCUGGGCCCAACCCUCCCCUAACCCGGACAACGCUGGGCCAAACCCUCCCCUAACCCGGACGACGCUGGGCCAAACCCUCCCCUAACCCGGACAACGCUGGGCCAAACCCUCCCCUAACCCGGACGACGCUGGGCCAAACCCUCCCCUAACCCGGACGACGCUGGGCCAAACCCUCCCCUAACCCGGACGACGCUGGGCCAAACCCUCCCCUAACCCGGAUGACGCUGCGCCGCCCUAUGGGACUCCCGAUAAUUUCCAGUUGUGAUACAGCCCGGGAUCGAACCCGGGUCUGUAGUGACACCUCUAGCACUGCGAUGCAGUGCCUUAGACCGCUGCGCCACUCGGCAUAUAUUAUAUUAUUUUGCCAUUUUAGUGAAACGUUUGAAUUAAAUAUAGGCCUACUACUUAUCAUACUCAAAUAUAAAAAAAACAACAUUAAUCAGCCUUGAGGUUUCCGAUGCUCCUGAUAGGUUGAUAUUUAAUUGGGGCGGGAGUAGAGAAUUUAGAUCAGCUGUCUGUCAUAAUCUCUUGACAAUGAGAGAUCAACUGAUCUGCUGGUUUAUCCUCAAGUUUUUUUGUUGCAAUCAAGCUUAGAUGAACCCACAGGUGCAUGUAAUCUCCCGUUAGUAGCGUUUUAAGAAAUCCAGCGGUAAAUUCUGCUUGUUCGUUUCAAUCGAGCCAUGGACUUUUAUUACUGAAUCUCUUUCUGUAUAAUAGAACAAGUCGCGACUAUGUUCAUGUUUAGCUUUUCUUUCAACAGAUAUGUGUAUCGCCACGGCAAUCUCCCUGCUCAUGAUUCUGAUAUGUGGCAUGGCAACCUAUGGCGCUUACAAGGUAAUCACACAAAUAACUACUGAACAAUACAUCAUUGUUGUAGGCAUAGAUAUACAUAUAUAACUGUUAAUCUCUGUGGUUGUAGGCUAUAGUACCGUUUUACCAGUCAACAGUAGAAUACCAUACAGACUACCCCCCCCAAAAAACAGAAUACUGUUUUCAAGUGAAGUGAAAUUCUCACUAAAUCUCCUAUACUUUUUAAAUGAAAACGUAUUUUCUCCUUACAGCAACAUGCAGCGUGGCUCAUCCCAUUCUUCUGCUACCAAAUCUUUGACUUUGUCCUUAACACCCUGGUGGCCAUCAGUGUUGUGGUGUACCCCAACAGUAUCCAGGACUACUUACACCAGCUGGUAAUAUAUAAAUAUAUUAUAACUCAUAUACAGUCUUAUAUAACCCCAACACCAUCCAGAGGAAGGAGCUCAUAAAGCCCAUCAAUAUCAUACAGCAGAAUGUUUUGUCUUUCAUGUCUGUCCUUCCUCCAUAUUCUUGUAUUUGCUUUAUGUAGUAAAAUGUAAUCUCUUUGAUUACAUUCCUUCAGACAUUUUUAUUUUGUAACUUUUUAUUUUUCAUUUCCAAAAAUUCGACAUAAAACCGAUGGAAAUAUACUGUAUAUUAUGUCUAGCUACAAAAACAUUCCUUCUUCCAUUUUGGAUCACGUAGGUCUCUGGAGUUGUUCAUCUUGUAUCUUCUCUCUCAGCCAGGGACGUUACCGUACAAAGAGGACAUCAUGUCCACCAACAACUUGUGCCUGGCCUUCUUAGUGCUGCUCUUCGUGGGCUGCAUCCUCUCCUUUAAGGUAAGAAUCUAUAUUAUAUAUAGUAUAGACUUUGUGUCUAUCUCAGCUCAACCGACCAGGAUCCCUAUAUAGUCCUGCUACAUAGGACCCUUGUCACUUUGCUCUUGAACUUGGAUUGUGUUCAGGUCAGUUGCUCCAGAAAAUAAAAUUUAUUUUAUAAACCCCUUUUUAUAUCAGCAGAUGUCAUAAAGUGCCAUACAGAAACCCAGCCUAAAACCCCAAACAGCAGCAAUGCAGAUGUAGAAGCACGGUGGCUAGGAAAAACUCCCUAGAAAGGCAGGAAACCUAGGAAGAAACCUAGAGAGGAACCAGGCUCUGAGGGGUGGCCAGUCCUCUUCUGGCUGGAGAUUAUCAACAAUUAUUUAUUCAUUUCUUUAGGAUGUUGAAAGUAAAAGAUUUUUAAAAAACGACACUGUGCAAUUUAGCCAAACAGGUUAGAAUAAUUGUUAAUCUAUUUCAAUGGGCAUAGUUAGCAGCUGGUCUUCGUAGGGAGGGAGUGACACGAUCAAGUGACAGAAUCACGAGCGAAGCACAAUGUUGCCUCCAACUCUCGUUUUCUUGCCUGACAGACUAACUACAGAGUUCGCCAAUGAUUACAUUGGCAGUCGGUGCCGUUUAAGAUGUGGGAGGACGAUUAUUUUGUGUAUGAGCCUUAUUUCUAUUACAGCAUAUUGGAUGACUGUCAUCCAUAUUCCAUUCACCCAGCUCAAUGUAGCAUCGAUAGCUUUAGGCUACUUACCACAUGAUACCCUCAUUUUUCCCUAGGAGAAACUACAGUCAGAUGGGGAGAAACUAAAAUCAGAUGGGGAGAAACUACAAUCAGAUUGGGGAGAAACUACAGUCAGAUGGGGAGAAACUACAGUCAGAUGGGGAGAAACUAAAAUCAGAUGGGGAGAAACUACAAUCAGAUUGGGGAGAAACUACAAUCAGAUGGGGAGAAACUACAAUCAGAUUGGGGAGAAACUACAGUCAGAUGGGGAGAAACUACAGUCAGAUGGGGAGAAACUAAAAUCAGAUGGGGAGAAACUACAAUCAGAUGGGGAGAAACUGCAGUCAGAUGGGGAGAAACUACAGUCAGAUGGGGAGAAACUACAAUCAGAUGGGGAGAAACUACAAUCAGAUGGGGAGAAACUACAAUCAGAUGGGGAGAAACUACAAUCAGAUGGGGAGAAACUACAAUCAGAUGGGGAGAAAGAUUUGUUUAACACUUUUUUGGUUACUACAUGAUUCCAUAUGUGUUAUUUCAUAGUUUUGAUGUCUUCACUAUUAUUCUACAAUGUAGAAAAUAGUACAAAUAAAGAAAACCCCUUGAAUGAGUAGGUGUGUCCAAACGUUUGACCAGUAGUGUAGAUAGGGAGGGACUACAGUCAUCUGUAAUGGAGAAACUGCCGUCGGGUGGGGAGUCCCACUGCCGUCGGGUGGGGAGAAACUGCCGUCGGGUGGGGAGAAACUGCCGCCAUCUUUACAAUCAAAUCAAGUCCUAUCUGUCAUGGCUGGGGUUCCCAGAGACAUUUUUUUUCUUCAAAAUGGCAGUGGAGAGAAAGAACGAUUAUAGUGGAAGGAUAAACCCAACCCAACUCGCUGCCGGGGAGAGAGAGAGAUCAGCCACCUAUCCUCUCCUAGCAGGCUGGACCAAUCAGAUCCCUUCUGAAUGACCUGCCACAACAUUAUAGCCCGUCUCUGUUAGUGGAAGGACAGAUAGGAGUCUGAUCUCAUUAGUCUCUUCCAUUGAGCAGCUGUUGUAACUUUCAUACAGUGCCGUGAAAAAGUAUUUGCCCCCUUUCUAAUUUUCUCUACUUUUGCAUAUUUGCUGAAUGUUAUCAGAUCUUCAACCAAAACCUAAUAUUAGAUAAAGGGAACAUAAGUGAACAAAUAACACAACAAUUACAUAUUUAUUUCAUAAACAAAGUUAUGCAACAUCCAAUUCCCCUGUGUGAAAAAGUAAUUGCCCCCUUACACUCAAUAACUGGUUGUGCCACCUUUAGCUGCAAUGACUCCAACCAAAUGCUUCCUGUAGUUGUUGAUCAGUCUCUCACGUCGCUGUGGAGGAAUUUUGGCCCACUCUUCCAUGCAGAACUGCUUUAACUCAGUGACGUGUGGGUUUUCAAGCAUGAACUGCUCGUUUCAAGUCCUGCCACAACAUCUCAAUUGGCAUUAGGUCUGGACUUUGACUAGGCCAUUCAAAAACUUCCAAUUUGUUGCUUUUUAGCCAUUUUCAUGUAGACUUGACUGUGUGUUUUGGAUCAUUGUCUUGCUGCAUGACACAGCUGCGCUUCAGCUUCAGCUCACAGACGGAUGGUCUGACGUUCUCCUGUAGAAUUCUCUGAUACAGAGCAGAAUUCAUGGUUCCUUCUAUUAAGGCAAGUCGUCCAGGUCCUGAGGCAGCAAAGCAUCCCCAAACCAUCACACCACCACCACCAUGCUUGACCUUUGGUAUGAUGUUCUUACUGUGGAAUUCAGUGUUUGGUUUUCGGUCCAUCCGUCUGUGAGCUGAAGCUGAAGCGCAGCUGGGUCAUGCAGCAAGACAAUGAUCCAAAACACACAAUCAAUACAUGAAAAUAGCUAAAAAGCAACAAAUGUGAUGUUUUGGAAUGACCUAGUCAAAGUCCAGACCUAAUGCCAAUUGAGAUGUUGUAGCAGGACUUGAAACGAGCAGUUCAUGCUUGAAAAACCCACACGUCACUGAGUUAAAGCAGUUCUGCAUGGAAGAGUGGGCCAAAAUUCCUCCACAGCGACGUGAGAGACUGAUCAACAACUACAGGAAGCAUUUGGUUGGAGUCAUUGCAGCUAAAGGUGGCACAACCAGUUAUUGAGUGUAAGGGGGCAAUUACUUUUUCACACAGGGGAAUUGGGUGUUGCAUAACUUUGUUUAUGAAAUAAAUAUGUAAUCGUUGUGUUAUUUGUUCACUUAUGUUCCCUUUAUCUAAUAUUAGGUUUUAGUUGAAGAUCUGAUAACAUUCAGUAUCACAAAUAUGCAAAAGUAGAGAAAAUUAGAAAGGGAGCAAAUACUUUUGCACAGCACUGUACGUGACUUAAAAGUGGUCCCAGAUCUGUUUGUGCAUGACGAUGACCAUAGGAGUUGGCAAGACGGCAACAAACAGACGUGAAACAGCACAGACAGGAAUGUGUAGAGGACUACGUAACUAAGCAGGAUUAUUAUAAAUGUUCUGUGAAGAUCCAUAACUGUUGUUCUUCCUCUCUGCAGGCCUACCUCAUUGGCUGCGUGUGGAACUGCUACAGAUACUUGACUAUAAGAGGAGAAGUGCUUUUAUACGUCACAACUAACGACACCUCUGUAAGUCACUGCUAUAGAGAUGCAUUAUAGAAUACUAAACUCAGGACCCUGUCUUUCAAAGAUAAUUCGUAAAAAUCCAAAUAACUUCACAGAUCUUCAUUGUAAAGGGUUUAAACACUGUUUCCCAUGCUUGUUCAAUGAACCAUAAACAAUUAAGAGCGUCUGCUAAAUGACUAAAAUGUAAAAUGUUAAGACACUGACAGCUUACAGACGGUAGGCAAUUAAGGUCACAGUUAUGAAAACUUAGGACACUAAAGAGGCCUUUCUACUGACUCUGAAAAAACACCAAAAGAAAGAUGCCCAGGGUCCCUGCUCAUCUGCGUGAAUGUGCCUUAGGCAUGCUGCAAGGAGGCAUGAGGACUGCAGAUGUGGCCAAUAAAUUGCAAUGUCUGUACUGUGAGACACCUAAGACAGCGCUACAGGGAGACAGGACGGACAGCUGAUCGUCCUCGCAGUGGCAGACCACGUGUAACAACACCUGCACAGGAUCGGUAUAUCUGAACAUCACACCUGCGGGACAGGUACAGGAUGGCAACAACAACUGCCCGAGUUACACCAGGAACGCACAAUCCCUCCAUCAGUGCUCAGACUGUCCGCAAUAGGCUGAGAGAGGCUGGACUGAGGGCUUGUAGGCCUGUUGUAAGGCAGGUCCUCACCAGACAUCACCGGCAACAACGUUGCCUAUAAACACAAACCCACCGUCGCUGGACCAGACAGGACUGUCAUAAAGUGCUCUUCACUGACAAGUCACGGUUUUGUCUCACCAGGGGUGAUGGUCGGAUUCGCAUUGAUCGUCAAAGGAAUGAGCGUUACAUCGAGGCCUGUACUCUGGAGCGGGAUCGAUGUGGAGGGUCCGUCAUGGUCUGGGGCGGUGUGUCACAGCAUCAUCGGACUGAGCUUGUUGUCAUUGCAGGCAAUCUCAACGCUGUGCGUUACAGGGAAGACAUCCUCCUCCCUCAUGUGGUACCCUUCCUGCAGGCUCAUCCUCACAUGACCCACCAGCAUGACAAUGCCACCAGCCAUACUGCUCGUUCUGUGCGUGAUUUCCUGCAAGACAGGAAUGUCAGUGUUCUGCCAUGGCCAGCGAAGAGCCCGGAUCUCAAUUCCAUUGAUCACGUCUGGGACCUGUUGGAUCCCCCCCAGAAAUGUCUUGGAACUUGCAGGUGCCUUGGUGGAAGAGUGGGGUAACAUCUCACAGCAAGAACUGGCAAAUCUGGUGCAGUCCAUGAGGAGGAGAUGCACUGCAGUACUUAAUGCAGCUGGUGGCCACACCAGAUACUGACUGUUACUUUAGAUUUUGACCCCCCCUUUGUUAAGGGACACAUUAUUACAUUUCUGUUAGUCACAUGUCUGUGGAACUUGUUCAGUUUAUGUCUCAGUUCUUGAAUCUUAUGUUCAUACAAAUAUUUACACAUGUUCAGUUUGCUGAAAAUAAACGCAGUUGACAGUGAGAGGAUGUUUCUUUUUUUGCUGAGUUUAAAUAGUGUUAAUAGUGCCUUCAGAAAGUAUUCAUACCCCUUGACUUAUUCCACAUUUUGUUGCGUUACUGAAUUCAACAUUUAUUAAAUUGUUUUUUUUACACACAAUUCCCCAUAAUGACAAAGUGGAAACAUGUUUUUUGAAAGUUUUGCACAUUUAUUGAAAAUGAAAUACAAAAAUACACUACAUGACUAAAAGUAUGUGGACACCUGGUUGUCGAACAUCUCAUUCCAAAAUCAUGGGCAUUAAUAUUUGACUUGCUUCCAUUCAGCCACAAGAGCAUUAGUGAGGUCGGGCACUGAUGUUGGGCGAUUAGGCCUGGCUCGCAGUCGGCGUUCCAAUUCAUCCCAAAGGUGUUCGAUGGGGUUGAGGUCAGGGCUCUGUGCAGGCCAGUCAAGUUCUUCCACACCGAUCUCGACAAAACAUUUCUGUAUGGACCUCGCUUUGUGCACGGGGGCAUUGUCAUGCUGAAACAGGAAAGGGCCUUCCCCAAACUGUUGACACAAAGUUGGAAGGAUUUUCCUUCACUGGAACUAAGGGGCCAAGCCAGAACCAUGAAAAACAGCCCCAGACCAUUAUUCCUCCUAAUCCAAACUUUACAGUUGGCACUAUGCAUUCGGGCAGGUAGCGUUCUCCUGGCAUCCGCCAAAACCAGAUUAGUCCGUCGGACUGCCAGAUGGUGAAACGUGAUUCAUCACUCCAGAGAACGCAUUCAUGUGCUGACGUUGCUUCCAGAGGCAGUUUGGAACUCGGUAGUGAGUGUUGCAACUGAAGACAGACGGUUUUUACACGCUACGCGCUUCAGCACUCGGCGGUCCCGUUCUGUGAUCUUGUGUGGCCUACCACUUCGUGGCUGAGCCGUUGUUGCUCCUAGACGUUUCCACUUCACAAUAAAAUAUCUUACAGUUGACCGGGGCAGCUCUAGUAGGGCAGAAAUUUGACGAACUGACUUGUUGGAAAUGUGGCAUCCUAUGACGGUGCCACGUUGAAAGUCACUGAGCUCUUCAGUAAGGCAAUUCUAUUGCCAAUGUUUGUCUAUGGAGAUUGCAUGGCUGUGUGCUCGAUUUUAUACACCUGUCAGCAACAGGUAUGGCUGAAAUAGCCAAAUCCACUAAUUUGAAGGGGUGUCCACAUACUUUUGUAUAUCUAGUGUAUCUAAUUUACAUAAGUAUUCAUACCCCUAAAUUAAUACAUGUUAGAAUCACCUUUGGCUGUGAUUUACAGCUGUCAGUCUUUCUGGGUAAGUCUCUAAGAGCUUUCUCUGCUCCCUCUGCUGUCUCCUGAAGUCCACGAUCAGCUCCUUUCUUUUGUUGACAUUGAGUGAGAGGUUAUUUUCCUGGCACCACACUCUGAGAGCCCUCACCUCCUCCCUGUAGGCGGUCUCGUCAUUGUUGGUAAUCAGGCCUACCACUGUUGUGUCUUCUGCAAACUUGAUGGAGGCGUGCAUGGUUGGAGGCGUGCAUGGCCAUGCAGUCAUGGGUGAACAGGGAGGACAGGAGGGGGCUGAGAACGCACCCUUGUGGGGCCCCUGUGUUGAGGAUCAGCGAAGUGGAUAUGUUGUUUCCUACCUUCACCACCUGGGGGCGGCCCAUCAGGAAGUCCAGGACCCAAUUGCACAGGGCGGGAUUCAGACCCAGGGCCCUGAGCUUAAUGAUGAGCUUGGAGGGUACUAUGGUGUUGAAGGCUGAGCUGCAGUCAAUGAACAGCAUUCUUACAUAUGCAGUGCGAUGUCGAUUGCAUCAUCCGUGGAUGUAUUGGGGCGGUAUGCAGUGGGUCUAGGGUGUUGGGUAAGGUGGAGGUGAUAUGAUCCUUAACUAGCCUCUCAAAGCACUUCAUGAUGACUGAAGUGAGUGCUACGGGCGAUAGUCAUUUAGUUCAGUUACCUUCGCUUUCUUGGGUACAGGAACAAUGGUGGACAUCUUGUAGCAAGUGGGGACAGAAGACUGGGAUAGGGAGAGAUUGAAUAUGUCCGUCAACACUCCAGCCAGCUUGUCUGCGCAUGCUCUGAGGACGCGGCUAGGGAUGCGUUCUGGGCUGGCAGCAUUGCGAGGGUUAGCACGCUUAAAUAUCUUACAUCGGCCUCGGGAAUGGGACGUGUCGGCGGCACUAUGUUAUCCUCAAAGCGGGCGAAGAAGGUGUUUAGGGCGCGAGACGUCGGUGUCCGCAACGUGGCUGGUUUUCCCUUUGUAAUCCGUGAUUGUCUGGAGUCCCAGCAACAUAUGUCUCGUGUGUGAGCAGUUGAAUUGACACUCCACUUUGUCUCUGUACUGAUAGUUUGCCUGUUUGAUUGUCUUACGGAGGGCGUAACUGGACUGUUUUUAUUCAACCAUAUUCCCAGUCACCUCGACGUGGUUAAUGCGGUGGUUCGCGCUUUCAGCUUUGCACGAAUGCUGCCAUCUAUCCACGGUUUUUGGUUUGGAAAGGUUUUAAUUGUCACAGUGGGAACAACAUCACCUAUACUGUUCCUGAUGAACUCAAGUCACCGUGUCAGUGUAUACGUCAAUGUUAUUCUCAGACGCAACCCGGAACAUGUCCCAGUCCGUGUGAUCAAAACAGUCUUGAAGCAUGGAUUCCGAUUGGUUCCUUCCUAGAGUUUCUGCGUCUAGAAAGGAAGGAGCAAAAUGGAGUCGUGAUCUGAUUUGUCAAAGGCAGGUCGGGGGAGGGACUUGUAGCCAUCCCGGAAGGGAGAGUAACAAUGGUUGAGAGUUUUUGAAGCACGAGUACUGGAGGCAAUGUGUUGAUAGAACUUUGGUAGCGUUUUCUUCAGAUUUGCUUUAUUAAAGUCCCCAGCUAUAAUAAAUGCGGCCUCAUGAUAUACAGUUUCCAGUUUGCAAAAGGUCUGUCGUGGUAUCGGCUUGAGGGGGGAAUAUAUAUACGGCUGUGACGAUGACCGAAGAGAAUUCUCUAGGGAGGUAAUGCGGUUGACAUUUGAUUGUGAGGUAUUCUAGUUCGGGUGAACAAAAGGACUUGAGUUCCUGUACGUUACCACAAUCACACCAUGAGUAGUUAAUCAUGAAACAUACACCACGCCUUUCUUCUUCCAGGAGAGUUCUUUAUUCCUGUCCAUACGAUGUAUUGAAAACCCAGAUGGCUGUAUGAACAGGGACAGUAUAUCCGGAGAGAGCCAUGAUUCCGUGAAACAGAGUAUGUUACAGUCCCUGAUGUCUCUCUGGAAGGAGACCCUCGCCAUGAGCUCAUCUACUUUAUUGCCCAGGGACUGAACAUUAGUAAGUAAUAUACUCUGAAGCAGUGGAUGGUGUGCACACCUCCUAAGUCGCACUAAAAGUCCACUCAGAGGUUAUUAGACCCAUCUAGUACCGGGUCAGACCCCCCUUUGUCUCCAGAACAGCCGGAAUCCUUCAGGGCAUGGAAAUGUUGCUCAAUUGUUAUCAAGGGAUCUAACGUGUGCCAGGAAAACAUUCCCCACACCAUUCCACCACCGCCUGUACCGUUGCCAGGAAAGCAUUCCCCUCACCAUCACACCACCGCCUGUACCGUUGCCAGGAAAGCAUUCCCCACACCAUUCCACCACCGCCUGUACCGUUGCCAGGCAAGCAUUCCCCUCACCAUCACACCACCGCCUGUACCGUUGCCAGGAAAGCAUUCCCCACACCAUUCCACCACCGCCUGUACCGUUGCCAGGAAAGCAUUCCCCACACCAUCACACCACCGCCUGUACCGUAACCAGGAAAGCAUUCCCCACACCAUUCCACCACCGCCUGUACCGUUGCCAGGAAAGCAUUCCCCACACCAUUCCACCACCGCCUGUACCGUUGCCAGGAAAGCAUUCCCCACACCAUUCCACCACCGCCUGUACCGUUGCCAGGAAAGCAUUCCCCACACCAUUCCACCACCGCCUGUACCGUUGACACCAGGCAGGAUGGGGCCAUGGACUCAUGCUGCUUACGCCAGAUCCUGACUCAACAGGAAACAGGAUUCGUCGGACAAGGCAAUGUUUUUCCACUCCUCAGUUGUCCAGUGUUGGUGAUGGCGUGCCCACUGGAGCCGCUUCUUCUUGUUUUUAGCUGAUAGGAGUGGAACCAGGUGUGCUCGUCUGCUGCAAUAGCCCAUCCGUGACAAGGACCGACGAGUUGUGCGUAUCGAGAUGCCGUUCUGCACACCACUGUUGUACUGCGAAGUUGUCCGCCUGUUUGUGGUCCGCCUGUUAGCUUGCACCAUUUUUGCCAUUCUCUUUCGACCUCACUUAUUUACAUUUACAUUUUAGUCAUUUAGCAGAUGCUCUUAUCCAGAGCGACUUACAGACUUGAUGUUUUUUUGUUUGUCGCACCAUUCUCAGUAAACCCUAGACCCUGUCCUGGAAAGCUCCGGAGGCCGUCUCUGGCUGACUGGGACUGGUGCUCAAAGUCGCUUAGGUCACUUGUUUUGCCCAUUCUAACGCUCAAUCGAACAGUAACUGAAUGCCUUAAUGCCUGUCUGCCUGCUUUAUAUUGCAAGCCAUGGCCAUGUGACUCACUGUCUGUAGGAGCGAUCCAGUUUAAACUGGCCACUGAGUGCAUAUUCGUUUAGAAUAGUGUGGCUACAGCAGUACACCACCGUGUAUCUAACCAGGCUGUGUCUCUUCGUUGUAGGUUCUGCUGCCGCCCUAUGAAGAGGUUGUUGCCAUCCGUCCCAAGGAGCCCCCCCCUCAGUAUGUGGAAGCAUGAGGAGAGGGAGAGAGAUUCUGCCCUGGACCUCAUCCCCUCCCUCCCUCCCCUCCCCUCCUUCCCUCCCCUCCUCUUCCCUCAUCCUCCUCUCUCCCUCUCCUUCCCUCAUCCUCCUCUCUCCCUCUCCUCUCUCCCUCUCCUCUCUCCCCUCUCCCCUCUCCCUCUCCCUCUCCUCUCUCCCCUCUCCCUCUCUUCGUAAACAAAAGACUGGUCCUCAUUGAAUGUAAUAUCGGGAGUAUUUUUAUAUAACUUUUUAUAUAAUUCUAAUUGACUGAAUAAUCCAGUGAGAUGAUUAAGGGACAUCAUUGUUGUGAUACAACACAUACAGUUGAAGUCAGAAGUUUACAUACACCUUAGCCAAAUACAUUUAAACUCAGUUUUUCACAAUUCCUGACAUUUAAUCCUAGUAAAUAUUCCCUGUCUAAGGUCAGUUAGGAUCACCACUUCAUUUUAAGAAUGUGAAAUGUCAGAAUAAUAGUAGAGAGAAUUAUUUAUUGCCUUUAAAUUGUUUAACUUGGGUCAAACGUUUCGGGUAGCCUUCCACAAGCUUCCCACAAUAAGUUGGGUGAAUUUUGGCCCAUUCCUCCUGACAGAGCUGGUGUAACUGAGUCAGGUUUGUAGGCCUCCUUGCUCGCACACGCUUUUUCAGUUCUGCCCACAAAUGGGCUUGCAAGCUACCCCCUUUUUCCUCCAAACAUAACGAUGGUCAUUAUGGCCAAACAGUUCUAUUUUUGUUUCAUCAGACAAAGGCCAUCUCUCCAAAAAGUACGAUCUUUGUCCCCAUGUGCAGCUGCAAACCAUAGUCUGGCUUUUUUAUGGCGGUUUUGGAGCAGUGGCUUCUUCCUUGCUGAGCAGCCUUUCAGGUUAUGUCGAUAUAGGACACGUUUUACUGUGGAUAUAGAUACUUUUGUACCGGUUUCCUCCAGCAUCUUCACAAGGUCCUUUGCUGUUGUUCUGGGAUUGAUUUACACUUUUCGCACCAAAGUACGUUCAUCUCUAGGAGACAGAACGCGUCUCCUUCCUGAGCGGUAUGACGGCUGCGCGGUCCCAUGGUGUUUAUACUUGCAUACUAUUGUUUGUACAGAUGAACGUGGAACCUUCAGGCAUUUGGAAAUUGCUCCCAAGGAUGAACCAGACUUGUGGAGGUCAAUUUUUUUUUUUCUUCUGAGGUCUUGGCUGAUUUCUUUUGAUUUUCCCAUGAUGUCAAGCAAAGAGGCCUUGAAAUACAUCCACAGGUACACCUCCGAUUGACUCAAAUUAUGUCAAUUAGCCUAUCAGAAGCUUUUAAAGCCAUUAAAUCAUUUUCUGGAAUUUUCCAAGCUGUUUAAAGACACAGUCAACUUAGUGUAUGUAAACUUCUGACCCACUGGAAUUGUAUUGUGUUAUGUUGCAGUUUCAAACUGAAAUGUAAAGGUCAAAGGUCAUUUCCGAUUGAGCCGAUAUAUGCAGCCGUGAAGGCAGUCUCCGCCAACGCGGAAACAUUGCCUUUAAAUUUCAAUCACGCUGUAACGCUGAACUUCCGUGAUACGGAUUGAAUAGAACCCUGAGUUGUACGUUUUAAAUUAUGUUUUUUUUACAUUAUGGUAUGAUCUCAUCUUUGUAGCUGAGCUAACUGAGCUAGCUGGACUGAGGACAUUUCUUAGUAGGGAUAUGGUUAUCUAACAGGGUUGGGCUUAAUUGCAGGCAGUCAAUUCAGGAAGUAAACUGAAAUUCCAUUUCAAUAAUUGAAAAAAGUCAAUCUAUUUUCAUUUAUUUCUCAAUAAACUUACAAGUAAAGUCUAUGAUAUGCUGCUAUAUACUAAUAACACUGUGAUAUGAUGUUAUUUGUUUUUAAAAUGUUAAAAUGCUACUUUUCCUGUGAUAGUCACAAUGAAGGAGAAGUUACCCUUGAUAGAGUAGCACAUAAAAGCUAUACAAUAAUAUAAUUGGUUAAAGCAAGAACAUACGUCCGUCUUUACCUCGGGGUUCAGGCAAUAACUUCCGUAAUAUAAUGGCAAGUCAGAUUCAUGUUGGUCAUGUAGCUCUUCUCCAGAGAGAUUUAGUCAGAGCCUUCGGCUCGCAGUAGAUUCCUCAUUUUUCCCAAUAAAAAAGCUAUUUAAUAAUAAUAAUAUUUACAAUACUUCUGUAGUUUAGAGACGUAGAAUUACUGCUAGAAUGACAUUCUGCCCCAUACAUCAUUGAUGUGUGAAUUAUGACCACUGCUUUUGCAAUCCAACAACGGCUAAUGAAAAAUGUGGACAAAUUGCACUUUAACAAAUAAUCCAUGUCAGAUAUUUGAAGUCAGUGUUUUGGGGUUUUAUUUUCUAGAAUAUAGGCUACACCAUGUCUGUGAUUACCUGUGUGUUAAAGUCUCCCUGGUUUUUAAUGUGAUAUUAAAACAAAGGAACUGGUAAGAGAAACGUUUUAGAUUAAUAUUGUAUGACUAUGGGAUAAUGUGACUGAGGUCUGCAUUAGAAGUCUUCCCUUGGCACCCUAUUCCCUAUAUAGUGCACUACUUUAGACCAGAUAAUGGCAUCCUAUUCCCUAUAUAGUGCACUACUUUAGACCAGAGAAUGGCACCCUAUUCCCUAUAUAGUGCACUACUUUAGACCAGAGAAUGGCACCCUAUUCCCUAUGUAGUGCACUACUUUAGACCCUAGUUCACUAUAUAGGGAGCCAUUUGGGACUGGCGCUUACUGUCUCCACUCUGAUCAAGGAGCCACCGUGUUUCCUUCUGUUUAUUCCUCUGAGGGACAUUAAGAAGCUGUCCUGUCUGUUUAUUCCUCUGAGGGACAUUAAGACGCUGUCCUGUCUGUUUAUUCCUCUGAGGGACAUUAAGACAGAACUAGAUCUGUCUUAUCAGCCAGAGAUAGAGGACUUGCCUGCUUAGGUAUGAAGGUUAAAUAAAAUGAAGUAAAAUAGAUGAUCCUCAACAUCGCUACUGCUGAGAAUUAUUGGAAAUAAUGAUUAGAUAGGCUGGAGCUCCACCCAACCCGUUAUAGUGAUUAGAUAAGGCUGGAGCUCCACCCAACCCGUUAUAGUGAUUAGAUAGGCUGGAGCUCCACCCAACCCGUUAUAGUGAUUAGAUAGGCUGGAGCUCCACCCAACCCGUUAUAGUGAUUAGAUAGGCUGGAGCUCCACCCAACCCGUUAUAGUGAUUAGAUAGGCUGGAGCUCCACCCAACCCGUUAUAGUGAUUAGAUAGGCUGGAGCUCCACCCAACCCGUUAUAGUGGAGCAGCAUCCAGCGGAGAGGGAGAGAGGGCGAUCAGCGGAGAGGGAGAGAGAGCGAUCAGCGGAGAGGGAGAGAGGGGGAUCAGCGGAGAGGGAGAGAGAGCGAUCACCGGAGAGGGAGAGAGAGCGAUCAGCGGAGAGGGAGAGAGAGGAUCAGAAGAGAGGAGAGAGAGAGGGAUCAGCAGAGAGGGAGAGAGGGAUCAGCAGGAGAGGGAGAGGAGAGAGCGAUCAGAGAGACGGGAGAGAGGGAUCAGGAGAGGAGAGAGGAUCAGGAGAGGGAGAGAGGGAUCAGAGAGGAGAGGGGAUCAGGAGAGGAGAGAGCGAAGAGCGAUCAGCGAGAGAGGGAGAGAGAGGGAUCAGCGAGAGGGAGAGAGGGACGAUCAGCGGAGAGGGAGAGAGGGAUCAGCGGAGAGGAGGAGAGGACGAGAGCGAUCAGGGAGAGGGAGAGAGAGAGCGAUCAGAGGAGAGGGAGAGAGAGGGACAGCGGAGAGGAGAGGGAUCAGCGGAGAGGGAAGGGACGAGGAGAGAUGCAAGCGGAGGAGGGAGAGAAGAGGCGAUCAGCGGAGAGGGAGAGAGGACGGGAGAGAGAUCAGACGGAGGGAGAGGGCGAUCAGCGGAGAGGGAGAGAGGAUGAGAGGAGGAGGAUCAGCGGAGAGGGAGAGAAGGAGAGGGAGGAGCCGAGGGAGGAGAGAUCAGAGAGAGGAAGGGAGAGAGAGAGGAGAGGAGAUCAGAGGGAGAGAGAGCAGGGAGAGGAGAGGAUCAGGAGGAGACGAUAGCGGAGAGGAGGGCGAUCAGCAGGAAGAGGGAGAGGAGAAGGGAUCAGCGGAGAGGGAGAGAGAGCGACCGAGAGCGAUCAGCAGGGAGAGGGUCAGAGAGAGGAUCACGGAGAGAGAGAGAGAGGUCAGCGGAGGAGAGAGAGCGACGAGAGCGGGAGAGGAGGAGAGGUCAGGAGAGAGGGAAGAGAGCGACGAAGGGAGAGGGAUCAGAGAGGAGAGAGCGAUCAGCGGAGGAGAGGGGAGAGGAGAGAGCGAUCAGGAGAGAGAGAGGGAAGGAGGGGAGAGAGGGAUCAGCGGAGAGAGGGGAGGAGAGAGAGGGAUCAGCGAGAGGGAGAGAGGCGAUCAGCAGGAGAGGGAGAGAGGGAUCAGCGAGAGGGAGAGAGGAUCAGAGAGGGAGAGGGAGAGAGACGCGAGUAGAGGAUCAGGAGGGAGAGGAGAGAGGAUCAGAGGAAGCAGGGAAGGAGGAGCAGCAGGAGGGGAGGAGCGAUCAGAGGAGAGGGAGAGGAAGCGAGAUCAGAGGAGAGGGAAGGAGAGCGAGCGAGAGGAUCAGCGAGGGAAGAGCGAUCAGCGGAGAGGGAGAGAGGACGCGGAUGGAGAGACGAUCAGCGGAGAGGAGAGAGCGAUCAGCGGAGAGGGAGAGAGCGAUGCGAGGGUCAGCGGAGAGGAGAGGAGCGAUCAGCGAGAGGGAGAGGAGCGAUCAGCGGAGAGGGAGAGAGAGCGAGCGAGACAGCGGAGAGAGAGAGAGGGGAUCAGCGGAGAGGGAGAGAGAGGGAUCAGCGGAGAGGGAGAGAGAGCGACCGAGAGCGAUCAGCGGAGAGGGAGAGAGAGCGAUCAGCGGAGAGGGAGAGAGAGCGAUCAGCGGAGAGGGAGAGAGGGCGAUCAGCGGAGAGGGAGAGAGAGCGAUCAGCGGAGAGGGAGAGAGAGCGAUCAGCGGAGAGGGAGAGAGAGCGAUCAGAGGAGAGGGAGAGAGAGCGAUCAGCGGAGAGGGAGAGAGAGCGAUCAGCGGAGAGGGAGAGAGAGCGAUCAGCGGAGAGGGAGAGAGCGAUCAGCGGAGGGGGAUUUAUUCCCAUGGCUCUGUAGGGAAGAUGAGGCUGGCUGCUUUAGACCCACCUGGGUACAAACACUAUUUAAAACUUUUCAAAUACUUUCAGCGUUUGCUCUAGCCUGCCUUGAGUGCCAGAUGGGUGGGGUUUUGCACUUUUGGUACGAUUCUAUUGGUCCAUGAAGCCAGGCAAACUCAAUCAAGCACUUAAAAAGUUGAAAUUAUUUUUCAAUUAUUGGUGAACACAGGUCUGGCUGGCGUUACCUUGGUCUGAUAGGAGAAGACAGUCACCUACUUUCUACCACGGCUGGGAGGACAACUUGGUGA